Arabidopsis thaliana (thale cress) is the source of this 558-nucleotide messenger RNA. RefSeq names its product Homeodomain-like superfamily protein. Bases 1 to 501 code for a protein of 166 amino acids. The record is from RefSeq and is marked reviewed. Gene Ontology annotation, cellular component: nucleus. Gene Ontology annotation, molecular function: DNA binding; DNA-binding transcription factor activity. Gene Ontology annotation, biological process: regulation of DNA-templated transcription; DNA-templated transcription. The transcript has 6 exons. Lineage: Eukaryota; Viridiplantae; Streptophyta; Magnoliopsida; Brassicales; Brassicaceae.
AUGCAAGAUCCGAUGGUUAGAUCUUACAUUAGGUCAGACAAUCCGCGAAUGCACUGGACCGACGAUCUUGAUAUCCGUUUUAUUCAAGUUAUUGAAAAACUCGGUGGCGAAGAGAGUGCAACUCCUAAGAGAAUUUUGAGUCUUAUGGGUGUGAGAGACCUCACAAUAUCACAUGUCAAAAGUCAUCUCCAGAUGUAUAGGAACAAAAAGAAAGAAGAAUCUAGUAAAGAAAUAAAAAUGAUGCGGGAGAUGACACAGAGGCAAUCUCAGCAAUAUCUUCAAAUCUAUGAACGUGCUACCCAAUUUAUCCAAAAUCAACAAAGGCUACAACUGGAUAAUACUGAGAAGAUAACCCCAGUUUUGGGAUCAAGUAACAAGUCUCUAGAUCAAUCUUCAAAGGUUGGACUAAAUGAAAACAGAGGCAAUGAUGUUGUUGUUGUUGGUGGUGCAACUGGUGAAGAAGAAUUGUCCCUUGAACUCACUCUUGGUCGCAAGUACUAAGAGGAGUUUGGUUUCUAUCUUUUUUUUUAUGCUUGCUCUCUAUUUUAUGUAAUGCUU